Messenger RNA from Adelges cooleyi (spruce gall adelgid), 776 nucleotides. RefSeq names its product transcription elongation factor SPT4 (gene spt4). Gene Ontology annotation, cellular component: nucleus; DSIF complex. The coding region runs from base 204 to 548 and encodes 114 amino acids. The transcript has 4 exons. NCBI's taxonomy places the organism in Eukaryota, Metazoa, Arthropoda, Insecta, Hemiptera, Adelgidae. Gene Ontology annotation, biological process: chromatin organization; regulation of transcription elongation by RNA polymerase II; mRNA processing. The record is from RefSeq and is a predicted model, not a curated record. Gene Ontology annotation, molecular function: RNA polymerase II complex binding; zinc ion binding.
AUUUUUCUUGUUGUUAGUUAUGACAUUAAUAAUAUUAUUAUGAAGACCUACGAAUUAUAUACAUUUUAUUAUUUAACACAUUUAUAAUAUUGUACUAUACUUUCAUUUAUAUUCAAUUUUCUUUUUAAGAGUAAAAAAUAAUAGAGACCGCAUAUAGGUAUAAAGUAAUUUUUUUUUUUAUAAGUCAAUAAAAACUCGUCACAAUGGAUUCCAUUCCUAAGGACAUGAGACAGGCUAGGGCUUGCCUAGUUUGCUCAUUGAUUAAGUCAUUUGAUCAAUUCGAGUUUGACGGCUGUGACAACUGUGAUGAAUUUCUCCGAAUGAAAAAUAACCGGGAUCAUGUUUAUGACUGUACGAGUUCAAACUUUGACGGAAUGGUUGCAUUAAUGAGUCCAGACGAUAGUUGGGUAGCUAGAUGGCAAAAAAUUAAUAGAUUUACAAAAGGAAUUUAUGCUAUAUCUGUAGCGGGACGUCUGCCGCCGAAUUUCAUCAGAGAAAUGAAAGCUAGAGGAAUUCCUUAUCGUCAAAGAGAUACAGCGUUUAAAUAAGUGCUUUAUUUUAUUUACAUACAACAACAUUAUAUCAUGAUAUAUUAUAAUGUAAAUGUAAAAAAAAAUUCUCAUGGUUUUUUUUUCAUCACACUUGAGCAAGACAAUUUUGUACAUUUCGAUGACUAUUUUUAUGAUAAUAAUAUGAUACAUUUUUUCCCCUUUUUUUUUGUAUUGUAAUUUACACGAGUGUAUUAAUAAUAUAACUUAAUAAUGUAUAAAUAAAUC